AUGACGAGUUGCAUUUUUAAGAACAGAAAAAAAAAUGAAGUGGAAAGAUUGAGGAGACACUUUAAAUCAACAUGUCACCAUUUAACCCAAUCAUAUGGAGUAGUAACACACAAAAACAAGAAAAGGAAGAGAGAAAUUUACCUGUAUGGGAAUUUCCCAAACUACUUUUACGAAAGAUAUAAGAAAAGAAAAAAAAAAUGUGAAGAAAUUAUGGAGGAUGGAAUAAUGAAAUGGCACAAAGAAGAGGAUGAGUUAUUUAAAAAGAAGGAACGAAUUUGUAAGGUGAUAGAUGUUAUUGAAACCGAUGAAAAACUAUGUAUUGAUGAUUAUAGAUUAACUCAUGUUAAUAGUUUGAUGGAUGGUAUAUUUCACGGAAAGGAUAUUUUAGACAUUGGUUGCAAUUGUGGCAUAACAACUUUUUUGUUAAGUCUUAAAUAUAAGUGUCGAAUUGUUAAUGCCAUUGAUAUUGAUAAUAGUCUAAUCAAUAACAACAUUACUUUGUUGAAAAUUUUUAUCGAAUUUGUUUUAAUAUACAAUAACCAGAGUCAUAUGAUACCCUUUUUUCUACGCUGCAGGAAUUUGACCCAACUGCAGAAGGACAUAUUACUGGAGGUGCACCUUCUGCAUGAACGUGCGAAGAAGUUGGAAGAGGGAAAUCUGAAGAAGUUGGAAGAGGGAAAUCUGAAGAAGUUGGAAGAGGGAAAUCUGAAGAAGUUGGAAGUGGGAAAUCUGAAGAAGUUGGAAGUGGGAAAUCUGAAGAAGUUGGAAGAGGGAAAUCUGAAGAAGUUGGAAGAGGGAAAUCUGAAGAAGUUGGAAGAGGGAAAUCUGAAGAAGUUGGAAGUGGGAAAUCUGAAGAAGUUGGAAGUGGGGAAUGAGAAAAAUAUGCCCGUCCAGUGCAUGCCCUUGGAGAGCAAAAGGAGAGAUAGAGAGAAUGCUUUGUGUGAAUACAAUUUUCCCUUUAACAUAUACUUCUCGUGCUUGAAUAUUUUUGAUGAAAUUUUUGAAAAUGUGCAAAAGAAGUACGACGUAAUUAUUUGCUUUUCCGUUUUGAAAUGGAUACACUUAAUUUAUGGUGAUAAUCAGGUAAUUUUAUUUUUUGAUCGGAUGCACAAUCUUCUAAAAGAAGGGGGAUAUCUUGUUUUAGAAUAUCAUAAUGAGAGAAAAUAUAAAAUCAAGAAGUGUGACAGAGAAUAUUACAAACACGAGACAAAAUUAAAUUAUAAGCAUUUUGAUGCUAUUGCAAGGGGUGAGUAUGAAAACAAUUGUAAAAUGGUCCUUGUUCAGAGAACUAUUUUUGAUGCCAAUUUGGCAGAAGGUCAAAAAAAAUGCAAAAAAGAACCAGGGAUGUUCAGCAGAACAGUUUGUGUUUACCAGAAGGUGUAG
Molecule: messenger RNA, 1383 nt
Organism: Plasmodium gonderi
Lineage: Eukaryota; Apicomplexa; Aconoidasida; Haemosporida; Plasmodiidae
Product: bicoid-interacting protein BIN3
Exons: 1
Coding region: 1-1383 (460 amino acids)
Biological process (GO): snRNA modification
Molecular function (GO): O-methyltransferase activity; RNA methyltransferase activity; snRNA binding
Source: RefSeq, a predicted model, not a curated record